CGCACAUUUCUGAUGCGUCCCGGGCUGGGCCCAGUCCGUCUCCGCGCUUGUUCCAGUGUGGAGCCUGGUGGAGCCCCAGGUCACAUCAUGGGUCGCAAUAUCUUCGUGUUUGUGACAGCACCCCUCCUUCUCUGCGGCUUGGCUAAAGCAAUUUCAGAGGCCCCAUGCGAUGGAAUAUUUGAGUCUGUUAGUGGAAUUUACAGCAGGUGCGGUGCCCACAACUGGAUUUUCGUCGGUUCACAGUAUUACCACCGGACUCUCCUUAUUGCUAGAUCUGAAGAUGGUUGCGGCGAGCACUACACACUAAAAACCUACGUAAGGGAACCUGGCAUGGAUUUCACGCUGAACACCACGACGGAUGUGCCAUAUGGCACUGAACCUUUCGCCAUUCGACUGACGUGUCCUAUCGGCUUUGACGUGCGCAUUACCACACAGUCAAAUAGUGGAUGCAGUUUUAAUCCUUGCAAUUUGCGAAUAAGUGCAAAUUUCUUGUCAGAGAGAGUUCCUACCCAAUGGAAUGCAAAACAUUUACCUUCAAGUACCGAUGCUCCAGAUGCUGCUACUCAAAUCUGCAAUAAUGGUGGUUUUCGUGAAAAUAGUGCAACGGGAUCGUGCGCAUGUCCGCCAGGAUUCGGAGGUCCAACGUGCGAGGAUGCAUGUGGGUGGGACAAGUACGGAGACAACUGCGAGUUGGCAUGUACGGGGAAGCCCCAGGGCUGCAAGGGUGUGGCUUUCUGCCACAGCAAUUGCACGUGUGCAGCUGGUUUCAAAGGACCUACAUGCGAUCAAGUAUGUGGGCCGGGACUCUACGGCGCAAACUGUACUCAGACAUGUGGUCAAUGUAAAUACGGCGACGUUUGCGACCCUGUAACGGGCCACUGUCCCGAGGAUUGCCGGCCUGGCUACGUGCGCCCCUUCUGUCAGAAAUACAUUCCGCUUCGGCAUCUUGCCAACGCUCCGGAUAUCCAUGAGGUCGGCUCCACUACCGUCAAAGGUUCUUUCCCAACAACCAUUGACAGCACAAACGGACUCGGUAGUGUUGUUUUCUACCAACUGCAGUACAAGGACCAGAGUAAGCCAAACGGUGACUGGGUGCCGUCAACACUUGGGCGCCUGCCGGCUGAUUUUCUCGGAGCUGAGACGGCCCCUCAGAACUUCACGAUGCUCAACCUGCCACCUGACACCAGUCUGCUCGUGCGAGUGCUACUGCUAGACGAAGAAAUGCACGCGUUCAAUUUCCCGCCGGCUGUUGAAGUUCGCACGUCAGGACGGCGUCGAGUGGAGAAGCUUAAGGUGACCAACGUAUCAGCUCGCGGUGCUAACCUCACUUGGGAAUCUUAUGACUUCACCCAAGGAGACUACUUCUUUGUGCGUCAUGAGUGUUUGUCACUGGUUGCGUGUCCCGGUGCGUGCCCGCACCCAGACGGAAUCAUGAGCGUAGCAAGCCCUAGUGUUUCCCUGGAGAGACUUCUACCGGCUGCGAAGUACCGUGUGACAGUCGAAGCUGCCGACAACCAUAAGGAGGCUGUAACCUUCACCACCGGCUUCCUCCUACCGGACGCAAGCGUUUCGUCGCUUCGCGUCUCUGCCCGGACCAACAGCUCCGCCUUGGUGGAGUGGGGUCCCUCGGACCAGUGCGAGUGGGUGUUCGGUCCGACGGCGCAGUACGCCUGGAGUCUCCAGCCGCUGGGCAGCAAGGCGGGGACGGCCACGGCCGCCAACACGACGGCCACGUCCACGGUGCUGACGGGGCUGCAGCCCUUGGCCAACUACCAGUUCAGCGUCAACCUGUUCAACACGGAGGGGGAGAGUCCGGCCCGCCGCACCGCCACGCUCAACUUCAGCACGUACCAUACAGUCCCCGACCCGCCGCGCGACCUGACAGUGUACCGACUCAACCGCACCGCGGUGUGGCUGCGUUGGCGGGAGCCCUCCCGGCCCAGCGGCACGCUGCGCGCCUACAUCAUCGAAACCACGCCGGUCAAGGAAAAGGGAGACGCGUCCCGAGGCCCGCCCCGCCUGUUGCGCAGCGAACGCCUCCCCGUGGGCUCACACUGUGAAGCGUGGCCGGACCUGGUGUGCUACACUGUGAGUCGGCUGCGGCCGCGGUCCCGCUACACCAUCACGGUGAGCGCCGUCAACGAGCACGGCGACAAGCCCGGGGAGCCGUCCUCCGUGGAGGCCAGCACCGUCAAGGGCGUGUCGGAACCGCCUCAAGACUUCCGAGUUCUGUCACGUGACAAAACCUCUGCACUAGUGGCGUGGCGCAUGCCGAACAAGAUCAACGGGGACUUGACUUCAUUCGAGGUUGCCGUCGCGCGGCAAGUGCGCGCCGACGAGGAGAGCGCCGAGACCGACGUGCCGGACCCCGACCUGGAGCGCAUCCUCGUGACCAAGGAGCAGCCGCAGUACGAGUACCGCGUCGAGGGCCUGCAGCCCGGCGCCACCUACGCCGUCACGGUCAACUGCGGCCACGGCGGCCGGGUCGCGCACCUCGAGGUCACCACCGACGAGGAGGACGAGGCCGCCUAGACUCCCCAAAGGAUGCCUCACUGUGACAACUGGAUUGGAAGUUCACAAAGGCAUCGCUCACGAAAAAUAAGUUAUGUUCGAAAGGCGAGGGGGGAACAGCUUCCCACACUCAUUGUACAAAAUUUGACCACAUUCCACAUUCAGGUGGCAAAAGCGCCUGUAAGUAGGCAACAUGAGUGGCAAAAGCGCCAGAAAUCUUGCACAUUCACACAAUCAUUGUACACAAAAUCUUACGGUGGGUCACCCCUCGUAGAUUAUGUUUGCUGGAGUUGUAAAUUCGUGGAAAUCCUGUGUCCGAGUGGAUUCACGAUGGAUCUGCGGGAAUUGACGAAGGAUCCGUCGGGAACAUUUCUUCCAGAGGCAUACCUUUGAAAAUUCCGGAGGUUUAUUUUCACAGUGUCUGGCUGCUGCUCGGAGAUUUCGUAGCAUCGAACUACCGCAACCGUACGACUAUGUCGUGAGCUGUUCGCACAAGGACCUUAAUUUAUUGAUUAAUGAGACAUAAAUAUUCAAUCACGCAAUCUAAUUUAACCCCAACGCAACUGUAUUCAAUAAAAAUAAAAGUUGCGAUUUGUGCUCUGCAA
Thrips palmi is the source of this 3116-nucleotide messenger RNA. RefSeq names its product tenascin-like. Lineage: Eukaryota; Metazoa; Arthropoda; Insecta; Thysanoptera; Thripidae. The transcript has 15 exons. Gene Ontology annotation, molecular function: protein binding. The record is from RefSeq and is a predicted model, not a curated record. Bases 13 to 2532 code for a protein of 839 amino acids.